AUGGGGAGAAUCUCAUCGCUCAAACUGCUGCCCCUUGUGGCUAGCUGCGCCUUUGCUGGUGUCAAAUAUCCUGAGAUUCCGACCGAUUUGACUACACCAUUCCAACAACGAUUGACACUUUAUGGACCGGAUGCCGUGUCUGUUGGUUGGAACACCUAUGGGCAGCUGGAGCAGAGUUGCGUUAGUUAUGGCUUGUCAGAGAGCAAGCUGGACACCAAAGCUUGCUCGUCUUCGUCGACCACCUACGACCCCUCCAGGACGUGGUCCAAUGUCGCUGUCCUAACAGGCCUGACACCCGCAACAACCUACUACUAUAAGAUCGAGUCCACCAACUCGACUGUGGGCCAUUUUCUCAGCCCUCGCACUCCUGGCGAUAACACCGCGUUCAACAUGGAUGUGGUCAUUGAUCUAGGUGUCUACGGCAAAAACGGCUUCACAUCCAAAAGCACCAAGAAGGACACCAUCCCAGUGGUCGAGCCAGAACUAAACCACACCACAAUUGGUCGCCUCGCGAAAACGAUCGACGAUUACGAGCUUAUCAUCCACCCAGGAGACUUCGCUUACGCCGACGACUGGUAUCUCAAAUUCCAAAACUUGUUCGAUGGCAAAGAAGCCUACGAGGCUAUCAUCGAACAAUUCUACGACCAAAUCGCACCAAUCGCAGGCCGCAAGCCCUACAUGGCUAGUCCAGGAAAUCACGAAGCAGACUGUUCCGAGAUUCCAUACUUGAACGGCCUUUGCCCUAAGGGCCAAAACAACUUCACUGAGUUCAUGCACCGUUACGAGAAAACUAUGCCGCAGUCUUAUGUUUCCUCGUCAUCCAACAAAACAGCCCAAACCCUAGCCCGAACGGCCCGCAACCUUUCAAAACCGCCAUUUUGGUAUUCCUUCGAAUAUGGCAUGGCCCACGUUGUAAUGAUCGAUACCGAAACAGAUUUCCCCAAUGCACCAAGCGGCAAAGAUGGCUCCGCCAAGCUGAACGGUGGACCAUUCGGCACUCCGAAUCAGCAGCUCGAUUUCCUCAAGGCUGAUCUCGCUUCCGUCGACCGCUCUGUCACGCCCUGGGUAAUCGUGGCUGGACACAGACCGUGGUACUCAACAGGAGGAUCGUCGAACGUCUGCGGUCCCUGCCAAGAGGCGUUCGAAGGCCUGUUUUACCAGUACGGCGUUGACCUCGGUGUUUUUGGCCAUGUGCACAACUCGCAGCGAUUUGCGCCUGUUGUUAAUGGUACCGCCGAUCCCAAUGGUAUGAAGGACCCUAAGGCGCCCAUGUAUAUUGUUGCUGGAGGUCCGGGUAAUAUUGAGGGUCUGAGCUCCAUUGGCAGCAAGCCUGCUUAUACCGAGUUUGCCUAUGCCGAUGACUAUAGCUACAGCACGCUUAGAUUUUUGGAUGAGCAGCACUUGCAGGUUGAUUUUGUGAGGUCUUCUACUGGAGAGAUCUUGGAUUCUAGUACUUUGUAUAAGGAGCAUGCGACGGAUUUUGUGGACCAGUGA
Penicillium verrucosum is the source of this 1494-nucleotide messenger RNA. Its product is annotated as purple acid phosphatase family protein. The record is from RefSeq and is a predicted model, not a curated record. The transcript has 2 exons. The coding region runs from base 1 to 1494 and encodes 497 amino acids. Gene Ontology annotation, molecular function: metal ion binding; acid phosphatase activity. NCBI's taxonomy places the organism in Eukaryota, Fungi, Ascomycota, Eurotiomycetes, Eurotiales, Aspergillaceae.